AUCAAUUGCAAAUUCCGUAUUUAUUCGCUUGCCUUUCCUUCCCACCCCUGUUGACUGCCUUCCGUUCUAUAGUUCUAGACCCUUCUCCAAUCCCCUCCCAAGUCCCAACAACCCAUAGCAAAGACCAUCCAUGGCUCCGAUUGGCGUUGGAAGCACCCUCCCCGACGGCCAGCUUGCUUGGUUCGAUGAGAACGACCAGCUGCAGCAGGUCUCCAUCCACGCCCUAGCCGCCGGCAAGAAGGUCAUCCUCUUCGGCGUCCCUGGGGCCUUCACCCCCACCUGCAGCAAUCAGCAUGUACCAGGUUUCAUUAGUCAGGCUGAGCAGCUGAAAGCCAAGGGUGUAGAUGAGAUCCUGCUUGUCAGCGUCAAUGACCCCUUUGUCAUGAAGGCGUGGGCGAAGACAUACCCUGAGAACAAGCAUGUCAAAUUCCUUGCUGACGGAGCAGGAAAAUACACAAAUGUGCUUGGUCUUGAGCUUGAUCUUACAGAGAAAGGAUUGGGUCUCCGCUCGAGGCGGUUUGCGCUUCUUGCUGAUGACCUCAAGGUCACUGUUGCAAACAUUGAGGAGGGUGGUCAAUUCACAGUCUCUGGUGCCGAGGAGAUCCUAAAGGCACUGUAGGACCUUCAACUCUUUGGAACGCUUCCAGUGGAACCCCACUGAUCUGGUGUCUGAACUUGUCGGCCAAACUGCUUGUGCGAAUAAAUUAUCGAUGUGUACUACCUUGCUCUAUGUAAUGCGAUAAGAAUCAAUGAAGAUCCCUUUUUUAGGAAAGAAAUAUGUAUUUUGUGUAAAACUAUUUGUGGUGAUCAUUACUGUGGGAUCAAUUCGAUACUAUGUGUAACCUUUCCGAGUGCCAGUGCCAGUUCAUAUUGAGUCAUUUGACACUUCA
Molecule: messenger RNA, 890 nt
Organism: Brachypodium distachyon (stiff brome)
Lineage: Eukaryota; Viridiplantae; Streptophyta; Magnoliopsida; Poales; Poaceae
Product: peroxiredoxin-2C
Exons: 3
Coding region: 131-619 (162 amino acids)
Biological process (GO): hydrogen peroxide catabolic process; cellular response to oxidative stress; cell redox homeostasis
Cellular component (GO): cytoplasm
Molecular function (GO): thioredoxin peroxidase activity
Source: RefSeq, a predicted model, not a curated record